GCCAAGCACAACACUUGGGUAAUUUACAAGAAGAGUUGAUGGAACAAACUGACAGUUACUGCAAUGGGAAAGAAGCCGGAGGGGACUGGUGCUAAGGCUAGUGGCAAAGACACUUCAAAAGAUGCGAAGAAAGGGAAGCUUUCGGUCUCGGCGAUGCUUGCUAACAUGGAUGAGAAACCUGAGAAACCUAAAAAGGGUUCUUCUUCAAACGCUUCUAGUAAGCCUAAGACAAAAGCUCCAAAAGUGUCAUCUUACACUGAGAACAUAGAUCUUCCUCCAUCUGAUGAUGAGGAUGAUGCCUCUGAAGAAGACCUGUCUGAUGCCAAGAAGCGGCAAAUGAGGAAUGAUUCAAAUUCACUUGACAUAGCCAUAAGUGAGAAAGAGUUGAAAAAAAGAGAAAAGAAGGACAUACUUGCUGUCCAUGCAGCAGAGCAGGCAAAACGGGAGGCCCUUAGGGAUGACCAUGAUGCUUUUACUGUUGUUAUUGGUAGCCGGGCUUCAGUUCUUGAUGGGGAUGAUGAAGCUGAUGCCAAUGUCAAAGACAUAACUGUUGAUAAUUUCUCUGUAUCUGCUCGGGGAAAAGAACUCUUAAAGAACACGUCGGUUAAGAUAUCUCAUGGGAAAAAGUAUGGCUUGGUUGGACCCAAUGGAAUGGGCAAGUCUACAUUAUUAAAGCUCCUUGCUUGGAGGAAGAUUCCAGUACCUAAGAAUAUUGAUGUGCUUUUGGUUGAACAAGAGGUGGUUGGUGAUGAUAAAACUGCCCUUGAAGCAGUUGUUACAGCUAAUGAAGAGCUGGUAAAUCUCCGAAAAGAGGUUGAAUCUUUGCAGAAUUCAUCUUCUGCUGCUGAGGGUGAGAAUGGAGAUGAUGAGAAUGGGGAUGAUGCGGGAGAUAAGCUUGCUGAGUUGUAUGAACAGUUGCAUAUCUUGGGAUCAGAUGCAACAGAGGCUCAGGCAUCAAAGAUUCUUGCUGGGUUGGGUUUCACCAAGGAUAUGCAUGGUCGCCCAACCCGAUCAUUUAGUGGUGGCUGGAGGAUGAGAAUAUCAUUGGCUAGGGCGCUCUUUGUGCAACCGACACUACUCUUAUUGGAUGAACCCACAAACCAUCUUGACCUUAGGGCUGUUCUCUGGCUGGAGGAGUACUUGUGUCGGUGGAAGAAAACUCUUGUAGUUGUGUCACAUGACCGGGAUUUCCUCAACACUGUCUGCACUGAGAUCAUUCAUCUCCAUGAUUUUAAGCUUCAUUUCUACCGUGGGAAUUUUGAUGAUUUUGAAAGUGGGUAUGAGCAGCGUCGCAAAGAGAUGAACAAGAAGUUUGAAACUUAUGAGAAGCGAAUUAAAGCAGCGAAGAGGUCAGGGAGUCGGGCUCAGCAGGAAAAGGUGAAAGACCGGGCUAAGUUUAAUGCUGCAAAGGAAGCAUCUAAGAGCAAGGCUAAGGGAAAGGUUGAUGAGGAUGAGCCUCUGCCUGAGGCUCCAAAGAAGUGGAGAGAUUAUAGUGUGGAGUUCCACUUCCCUGAACCUACUGAGCUCACACCGCCACUUUUGCAGCUAAUUGAAGUCAGCUUUAGUUACCCAAAUCGAGCGGAUUUUAGGCUCUCGAAUGUCGAUGUAGGUAUUGAUAUGGGAACACGUGUUGCUAUUGUUGGGCCCAAUGGAGCUGGAAAAUCUACCCUACUGAAUCUUCUUGCAGGUGAUUUGGUUCCAACAGAAGGUGAAGUACGAAGGAGUCAAAAGUCAAGGAUUGGGAGGUAUUCGCAGCACUUUGUGGACCUACUAACAAUGGAUGAAACGCCAGUUCAGUAUCUUCUUCGUCUUCAUCCAGAUCAAGAGGGACUUAGCAAGCAGGAGGCUGUACGUGCAAAGCUUGGAAAAUUUGGACUCCCUAGUCAUAAUCACCUCACCCCAAUUGCAAAAUUAUCUGGAGGGCAAAAGUCACGGGUUGUCUUCACUUCAAUUUCCAUGUCGAAGCCACACAUAUUGCUAUUGGAUGAGCCCACAAAUCAUCUGGACAUGCAGAGUAUUGAUGCGCUGGCUGAUGCACUGGAUGAGUUUACUGGUGGAGUUGUCCUUGUCAGUCAUGACUCUAGGCUUAUAUCUCGUGUUUGUGAGGAUGAAGAGGAGUGAAAUUUGGGUUGUGGAAAAUGGAACUGUGAGAAAUUUCCCUGGAACCUUUGAGGAGUACAAGGAGGAGUUACAAAGAGAGAUCAAAUCAG
This is a messenger RNA of Quercus lobata, 2210 nucleotides long. RefSeq names its product ABC transporter F family member 4-like. The transcript has 3 exons. The coding region runs from base 64 to 2121 and encodes 685 amino acids. The record is from RefSeq and is a predicted model, not a curated record. Gene Ontology annotation, molecular function: ATP hydrolysis activity; ATP binding. Lineage: Eukaryota; Viridiplantae; Streptophyta; Magnoliopsida; Fagales; Fagaceae.